Molecule: messenger RNA, 2532 nt
Organism: Acanthosepion pharaonis
Lineage: Eukaryota; Metazoa; Mollusca; Cephalopoda; Sepiida; Sepiidae
Source: the annotation of a GenBank genome assembly
AUGUUUAUCAAUAUGUUCAGUUGCAAAGAGAAGAAAGACAAAGGAAGAAAUUACUGUGAAAGGAAAGGAUGGAAUAAAAAAAAAAAAAUUAGAAAAAAGUUUGACUAUGCUCUUGCUUGGGGCAAUUUACAGAUGUUUGAUUUCAAUCAUCGAUUACUCAGUGAUAAAGGUAGAAUUCAUUUAUGGCCAAUGCCUCAAGGAAUGGAUGAUCUACUGAACCCCAUUGGAAUUCCAGGUUCAAAUCCAAACCAAGAUUGCCCCUGUUUGGACAUCGAAUUUGAUAAAUUUUCACAUUCUGUAACAUUUGAUAUGGAAAAAUUUGAUGAAUACUGCAGGCGGAAUUCCCAAGAUGGUUACACUCAGGACAGCUAUGUAGAGCAUAGACCACCUGAUGAGAAACAGAUGAAGCAAUUAGAGGAGUUAGUCAGUCGUGACCCUCUCUCAGAAUUGUCGGAACAAGAGAAGGACUUUGUUUGGAAGCUCCGGAAUACAUGUCUUGUAUUACCACAUUCACUACCAAAGCUGCUGAAUUCUGUAAAAUGGAAUGAUAGAGGUGAUGUUGCAGAGAUCUAUCGGUUGCUGCAGAAAUGGCCAACUCUUUCACCAGAAGAUGCCUUGGAACUACUUGAUUGCUCCUAUAUGGACACAAAUAUCAGGAACUUUGCUGUUGACUGUUUAAAUAAAGGACUGACCAAUGACAAACUGUCCCAGUAUCUUUUACAAAUUGUCCAGGCACUAAAAUAUGAACCCUAUUUAGAUAACUGCUUAACAAGGUUUCUUUUAAAAAGGGCCUUGUUGAACCAAAGGAUUGGUCAGUUCUUCUUCUGGCAUCUUAGAUCUGAAAUGCAUGAAACAUCCAUCCGUCUAAGGUUUGGUUUGAUAUUAGAAGCUUAUUGUCGGGGAUGUGGAGCAUUCCUGAGGAACCUUCUCAAACAGCUGGAAGCAUUAGACAAAUUGGCUAAGCUGUCAGAUAAAAUGAAGUCGGAUUUUAUGCGAGAAGAAGAUCAAAAACGUUUCCUUACUGAGCAACUCUCCCAAGCUGAUUAUCAAGAAGCUCUUCAACGAUUCAUCUCUCCACUCAACAACAGCCACAUGCUUGGAGACAUACUAGUUCAACAUUGCUAUUUAAAAUCCUCCAAAAAACGUCCAUUGUGGCUUGUAUGGCAAAACCCAGAUCCCUUGGCUGAAUAUUGGUUGUCAUACUACAAACUCAUUUUCAAGAAUGGAGAUGAUUUAAGGCAGGAUAUGCUGACAUUGCAGGUGAUCAGGAUUAUGGACUCCAUAUGGAAAAAUGAAGGCAUAGAUUUAAGAAUGAUACCUUAUGGAUGCUUAUCAACUGGAAAAGAAAUGGGGCUCAUUGAAGUUGUUCCUGCUGCCAAAACUGUGAUGGCCAUUCAACACAGAGGAGGCAAAGCUGCUUCAAUGCAACUUGACAGUUCUCAGCUUCAUAAAUGGAUCCGGGAACGUAAUCCAAAAGAACAGUAUGACGUUGCCAUUGAUACAUUCACAAAAUCAUGUGCGGGAUACUGUGUAGCAACUUUCGUUUUAGGAAUUGGAGACAGACAUUCCGAAAAUAUCAUGCUGACAGAAGAAGGACAGGUAUUCCAUAUUGAUUUUGGCCACUUUUUGAACCACAAGAAAAAGAAGUUUGGGAUUAAUCGUGAGAGAGUGCCUUUUGUGCUUACAGAAGACUUCAUCAAAGUGAUAGCAAAGGGUGCUGAUCAACCACAAAAGAACAAACUCUUUGAAGAAUUUCAAGAGUUAUGUGGUACUGCUUACCUAGCCUUGCGGAAACAUGCCAAGCUUUUCAUUACCCUAUUCACACUGAUGUUGUCUUGCAGCAUCCCAGAGCUGCAGUCCCUUGAUGACAUUGGCUAUCUUCGCAAAACCCUGGCCGUAGAAAAAUCCGAGCAGGAAGCUGCAACUUACUUCCAAGAGCACUCUGGUUGGCAUCAUCACUUAUAUGCUGGUCAUUUUUGUUUGCUGAAUGUUUCCACUAAAUCUUGUUCACUUUUAAUUCCUUCUUCUCUCUUUUUUAUUCAUUUUUUUUUCUCUGUACUACUAUCUCUCUCUCUCUCUCUCUUUCUGCCACUCUUCUCUCUCUCUCUCUCUCUUCUUUCUCUCUCUCUUCUCUCUCUCUCUUCUCUCUCUCUCUCUCUGCCUCUCUUCUCUCUCUCUCUCUCUGCCUCUCUUCUCUCUCUCUCUCUCUGCCUCUCUUCUCUCUCUCUCUCUCUCUGCCUCUCUUCUCUCUCUCUCUCUCUCUCUCUCUUCUCUCUCUCUCUCUCUCUCUCUCUCUCUCUCUCUCCUCUCUCUCUCUCUCUCUCUCUCUCUCUCUCUCUCUCUCUUCUUUCUCUUCUCUUCUUCUCUCUCUCUCUCUCUUUCUCUCUCUCUCUUCUCUCUCUCUCUCUCUCUCUCUCUCUCUCUCUCUCUCUCUGUCUCUCUCUCUCUUCUCUGUCUCUCUCUCUUCUCUCUUCUCUCUCUCUCUUUCUCUCUUCUCUCUCUCUUUUCUCUCUUCUCUCUCUCUCUCUUUAA